This is a messenger RNA of Solanum lycopersicum (tomato), 831 nucleotides long. RefSeq lists its product as uncharacterized. The record is from RefSeq and is a predicted model, not a curated record. NCBI's taxonomy places the organism in Eukaryota, Viridiplantae, Streptophyta, Magnoliopsida, Solanales, Solanaceae.
AAGAAAAGUGUGACGAAAAAGAGUUAAUUAAAACCUUGAAAAUCAUGUUGAGUUUUCAUUUCAUUAACCAAAAAGAAAAAGUGUUGGAAAGGAAGCAUCAAUGGCAUCGUUAAGCAAAAAAUCAAUCUUCAACCUCUCUAAAGCCUUCCCACAUCGAGCCUCCACUGUCUUCAUCGGUCGUCAAAUAUGGAAGGGAGGAUAUGUUGCUGCAACAGAGGAGCCAUCGGAAAAACAGAGCAGGAAGCUGUACGGGACCGAUAGUGAUGAAACGGGUGGUAAAGUAUCUGAAAUGGCUGAUAAAGCGAAGGAGGUGAAGGAUAAAGCUACUAAAACAACUCAAGAUGCGUGGAAAGCUAUCGAGGAUACUGCUGAAGAGUUGAAAGAAAAAGUGGUGGGAAAUAUAGAUCCAGAGAAUGUUCAAGAGGAAACUGUGGUGGAAGAUGAGAAAGAGCUUAAGAAGAAAUUGGCUAAAGAAGCAGGAGGAAAGCCUGUGGAUGAAGAUAAAGGCUUGAAUGUCAAUUGGAGACCCAUUGUUGAGAAGAAACCACAACCCUCUUGAAAAUGAUCGUUUUCUCUUUUAGCUUUUUUAUUUGUAGUUUUGACUAGUUAAGUACCAUGGACUUAAUUAGUAGCUAGCUAGCUUUACUUUUGCAAACCACUAUGCCUUAGUAUGAAUGAUAGCCAGAAUAAGUUUCACACAAUAUUCAAAUCUCAAGACAGUGUCAUGCACAAUUGUAAAGCCCGAGUGGAGGGUUUUAGCUCUUUUUUUAAAAAUAAAAAAACAAAAAAAUAAUAAUAAAAUAAUAUAUAUAUAUAUAUAUAUUUGAUGUA